Eupeodes corollae is the source of this 1114-nucleotide messenger RNA. RefSeq names its product 5,10-methylenetetrahydrofolate reductase. Lineage: Eukaryota; Metazoa; Arthropoda; Insecta; Diptera; Syrphidae. Gene Ontology annotation, molecular function: FAD binding; methylenetetrahydrofolate reductase [NAD(P)H] activity. The record is from RefSeq and is a predicted model, not a curated record. The coding region runs from base 142 to 1095 and encodes 317 amino acids. Gene Ontology annotation, biological process: tetrahydrofolate interconversion. Gene Ontology annotation, cellular component: cytosol. The transcript is spliced from 3 exons.
AGUCCAUUCACAAAUCGACUUCAGUUUUAAUCAAAACGUUCCUCUCGCAACAACCAAACGGGUUUCCAUUUCUAUUUGGUAAACAACAAAAAUAAACAAAAACACCAAAGUCAAUACAAAAAUAAUUAACAAAUAAACAUAAUGCAUAAUCCGGACUAUCAGCCAAUUAAUAAUUUUGUGCAAGUUGAAUUUGGUGAACGUUUUCUGCCCAUCAUUAACGAACAACCUAAACUUGGAAAUCUAAUUCAAUCGAAAAUCGAAAACCAAGAAUAUUUCUAUGGCAUUGAAUUAUCGGCUAGAUCCAAUAGUACCUUGGACUAUCGUAAGUUCGCUGUCUUGCCUCUUUUUACGUCAUUAGUUUGGUUCGGUCCGGAAUAUUCGGACAUUCAGCCAAUUGAUGACGUAGACGCGGUACGGUUUGGUAGUUCCUUGAUGCACAACACAGUGGUAAUGCCUCAUUUCACAUGCUAUCGGGCGACACCGGAAAGACUGAGGAAUUUUCUUGCGUUGAACUUCACAAAUGUGCUCGCGUUGCGAGGCGAUCUUGUUGAUGCGAAUCAACAUUACAAGCAUGCUUCGGAUUUAGUGACAGACAUCCGAGAGAUUCGCGGUGAUACAAUUAGCAUAGGUGUCGGUGGGUAUCCCCAAAAGCAUCCGCAAGCUAAGUCAAUGCAAGAUGACCUGAGAUACCUCACACAGAAGGUUGAUGCGGGAGCUGAUUUUAUAAUUACCCAAAUUUGCUUUGACGCAAGCAGAAUUAUCGAAUUUAUAGGAAAUUGUCGUAAAAACGGAAUUACGGUGCCAAUUAUCAUUGGAGUCUAUGUACCGGAAAAUUAUCGUAUACUGUUGAGAAUGCUACAAAUUACACAAGUGACAAUAGAACCGGAACAACUUAAACGAUAUGAAAAGCUACAGGGAAAUUUAACAGAAUUCAAACAAUACGCGGUGGAAAUGGCUGGGAAAUUUCUAACUAAAGUUUUCGAAAGUAAUUCUGGAGUUUAUGGCGUACAAUUCUUUUCAAUGAACCAUUUUGAAGCGAUUGAAGAACUUGUAAACUCUGUCUUUCAUAAGUUUAAUACAAUAAAACAAAAUUAAUUUAAUAUUUAUUCAUUAA